AUGCAUGAAACAAAUCUAUGGAGUAGCAUUGAAUUUGAGUUCGUUGUAAAGGUUGACAUAAUGACUGUGGAGACUAAGAAAAAGGAUGAGAUUAUGAGAGAUCCUUUAGCCCUUAGAGACAGUGAAGAGUAUUAUAAAAGGAUAGAGAAAACUUGGAAGAGGGGCUACCUUCUGUAUGAAGAAAAAAACGAAGAGGACAAAGAAGACAAAUCCAACGAAGAAGCUUCUGACCUAGAGGAAGAAAUCAGAGUUGAUAAAGCCUCUGAGUGGAUAGAUUCUUCGGUUAAAUUAUUGAAACGUGACCAUGCGUAUCUAGCCACAGGGCAGAACAAUGAUGUUAAACAGAAUGAUCCAAAGAAGAAGAGCAGCAAGAAGGUGAAGCGGAUCGUAGAAGAAGUAAAUAUCAAUAACUCUAAUGCUGUUUCAAAUUUCAGAAUCUCGGAUCCAUUGAGGGAAAAGUUUAAGGAGAAGGGUAUUGAAGUUCUUUUUAGAUUUCAAGCCAUGACUUUUGAUAUGGUUCUUGAUGAUGCUGAUAUUGCUGGAAGGGUUCGUACUGGUCAGGAUAAAACACUAGCGUUUGUGUUACCUAUAAUGGAGUUUUUUAUCAAUAGACCUGCAAAGAAAAAAAGGAAGCAAAAGGAUACUAAGAGUGUUGAGAUUAUCUUCGAAGGUUAUUUGAAGCAAGAGAGCCUACAAAAAGAGCUGAAGCGGGCGAGCCUGAAGUUAACUUCACAAGCCAGAGAGAUUAAAGAGUUAAAACAUAAGCUUUGGGAAAGAUACGAGAAACUUCCUGAUAUGCAGUCGUACUUUCACUUCAGAGAAGGAGAGACGGAUCGAACGCGUGUUGAGUUUUCAAUCAAAACCAAGAAGGUUUUCAUGGUGGUUUCUGAAUUUGAAAACAAACCACAGCUAUUGAGCCAAGCUAACGAGAUCAUUAAGAGACAAGCAUAUGAUAUAAAUACACUUCAGAGAGCACUGAUCAAGGAGAAGGAAGAAGAGAUAGAAUUUUAUAUCGUGGCAGAGUCCAUUAAUUGUCAAAAGGAUACUUUCUCAAUGUAUCUCAGAGGCGAACUUGAUAACAUCCAGGAGGAAAUGGAUGCAUUAAGGGAUCUGCACAGAUGGAAGCUCGACGACAACGGUGUCGAGAAUCUCCUUAACAAGAUGAAGAGGCGUGAGGUCAACGCCCAGUCAACGAGUCGUUCUGAGUCAACUCAGUUGCAGAUCUUCGUGAGGAUGAUUUAUGGAGGGAAAACAAUAGUGAUCUACACCAACAAGAACAACACAGUGGAGCAGCUCCACCACAGAAUCGAGCCAAAGGUAAAGGUUCCAGUGAAGGAGCAGCUUGUUAUCUACAAAGGAGAACGCCGCGAUAUCAUGUACGCAGUCUCUCGAAUGCUCAGGGGCGAUUGGAUUUGUCCUCGUAACAAGCUUUAUGUGUCGUAUCGGAACAUCUUGGGAUCUUUGCUGGACCUAUUUUUGGGUAUUGAGACGCAGAAAAGAGAGCUUAGCGUACAUGGAUGCACAAGGAACAGUAUCAAUGAUCUUGUAAGCAUCGUGAGGGACCUGAAGUAUGCGAGAAGCUUUGAAACAGAUACAGAUGUUAAAAAACGAGAUAAGAUCAUUGAGAAACUUUAUGCUGAGAUAGAAGUUUUGAAGAUGGCAAAGUCUCAUCCCCACGGAUCUGCUGACCAGUUGUGCAACAAAGCCAUAGAACUGCAGGAACAGUUAGAGGAAGCCAACAUGAUGAAGAGAUCUGGCUCGGACUCUCUGGUUUCUUUGACGAAACAGCUAGAAGGAAGAAGUAAAAGAUUGCACGCUGUGGUGUCUGAGAUGACUGAACUCAAAGAUAAGGCAAAGUUAAUGGCGAUGGCGGGGCUUAGGCAAAGCGAAGAUCUUUAUAAAUCAGAACAACUGUUAGAGACUGCUGAAGAAUUAUUAUCUAAGGAUGAGAAAGAGGCAAUAAAAAUGAAGAGUGAGCUUGAAACUGUCAAAGAGGAGAAGAAACAGGGUGAGGAGAAGAAACAGGGUUUAAAGAAAAAUCAAAUUCUUAUGGAAGAGAAGAAUAAAAUCAGGUCGAAAGUGGAAGAGGAGAAGAGCGAGAUAUCUAUGCAGAUUUUAGCUUCAGCGUUACACCAAGCGUCGAGUGAAUCACGCGUGUUGAAAGAAGAGUUGUUGAGCCUAGGUGGUCAGGAUUACGAGAUGCAAGUAGAACAUUACAAGAACAGGAUUGAAGUCACGCAAGUCAGUGAGGUGAAACAAAUCAAGAUGAGAGAGACUGGUCUGUUUAAUCACGUGAAGAAGUUUGAUGAAGAAGUUUGUAAAAUGAGAAGAGAAACAAACAGGUUAGGUAAUUUGGUGAAAAGGGCCCAUGAAGAAACUGAUGGAGCAUUGAAGAAAGAGUCUCUGUUGAGAGAUGAUCUCAAAGAAGUGGAAGAUGAUGUGAUUUGUCUUCAGGAAGCUCUCAGAGAAGCAAGAGCUGAAAGCUUGAAAUUGAAUUCGAAAAUGCUGGACAAAGAAACUGAGUUUAAAAGCAUUCUUCAUGAUAAUGAUUUGCUUAGAGUAAAAGAGAAUGAUGACAAGAGCAAGAGAGCGACAGGACAUAUCUUUUAUGUUGGUGAAAGUCUAAUUAGGUGGUGUUCGAGUAAACAAGAGAAUGUUGUGGUAUCGUCGUGUGAAACUGAAAACAUGGCAGGGAUUGAAGCCAUGAAACAUGCUAUAUUGUUUCAAGAAUUACAUCGGCUUAUACCCGAGAGUGAAAAUAGAGUCGACGUCUUGAUGAAAGAGUUUGGGAAAUUGAAGCUCAAGAAGAUGAGAGGCAUUAUCAAAAGUUUGUUUCGAAUGGAUUUCAAGCUUAAGGGGGAGAUUGUUGGAGUAAGCUUGAAGUUAGCUUGA
Molecule: messenger RNA, 2892 nt
Organism: Raphanus sativus (radish)
Lineage: Eukaryota; Viridiplantae; Streptophyta; Magnoliopsida; Brassicales; Brassicaceae
Exons: 2
Coding region: 1-2892 (963 amino acids)
Biological process (GO): reciprocal meiotic recombination
Molecular function (GO): protein binding
Source: RefSeq, a predicted model, not a curated record